Messenger RNA from Pelagomonas calceolata, 1704 nucleotides. Lineage: Eukaryota; Pelagophyceae; Pelagomonadales; Pelagomonadaceae. The record is from the annotation of a GenBank genome assembly.
AUGCGGAGGCUGGCCGCGCCGCUGAUACUCGCGGCGCACACAAAUGCGCUGCUCGCGGGCCCGCCGCUCAAGCAACAAACGCGACCGUGCUUCGCGCCGGCCACCGCGCCGGCGGUGGACGACGAGACGGACUUUGUCUCCGCGGACGACCUCGAGCGCGAGGCCUUCGCCGAGGAGGUCGUCGUGCGCAGCAAGGGCCCGACCGCGGCGGAGCUGCGCGCGCGGGCGUGGUUCGAGGCCGCGCUCCAGGAGGCCGAGGCCGACUACCCGACGCGCGCGCCGCCCGUGGCCCUGGCGAGCAGCGAGGGCGUCGCGGCGCUUGAGCGACCCUCGGUCGUGCUCCCGUCCAAAAAGCAGGAGCCCUGGCGCUUCACGCGCUUGGACGACCUGUGGCGAUGCGCGCCGACGCGCGAGCUCGCGGACGCCGCGCCCCUGGCGCCGAGCGACCUCGAGCCGUGGCUGCCCGCGGACGACGACGAGCCCGUCGCGGUGCUGGUCGACGGCGUCGUCGACGCCGCGUUGUCGAAAAACCUCGGCUUCUCGUCCGACCGAAAGAGCUGGGUCGGGUCCAUACGGGACGCGCCGCCGGACGUCUUGAAGGUGAUGGGCCCCCUGCACGCGUCACUGCCCGAGGUCGUGAAGGAGGAGUCCAUCCCCCAGCGCGUCUCCUUGGGCGGCGGCGCCUUGUGCGGCCUCAACGCCGCGUGCGCGCCCGACGCCGUCGUCGUCUGGGUCGCGGACGACGCGGACGCCCUGGCGGUGGCCGACGCCGCGCGUGCGAACGCGCCGGACCGCGUCGAGUCCGAAGCCGCGUGCGUGCGCGCGCACGUCGUGCACGCGCGACGGAGAGCCAAGGGCGCGCAGCACGCGCGGACCGUGAUUUCGACGGGCGCCGGCGCGAACGCCGCCGUGCGCGAGUCCUUCGUCGGGUUUACGAAGCUGGACCGGUUUAGCGCGCUCACGAACGCGCGGACGACCUGCAGCGUCGGCGCCGGCGCGACGCUGACGCACGUGUUGGACGGCAACGAGGCCGAGCAGGCGCACAUCCACCACGCGACGGCGGUGUGCGCCCGGGACGGCGCCUUCCAGUCGCGCACGCUGUCGGACGCGGGCGCGCUGUCGCGCGUCUGCGUCGACUGCGACGUCGCGGGCGCGGGCGCCUUCUUCGACUUUAGCGGCGUGCAGCUCGGCGGCUCGGACCAGAACUUGGAUCUGCGGACCGCCCUGACGCACUCGUCGCCGGACGCCGACAGCGCGCAGGACAUUCGCAACGUCGCGGCCGAGAACGCGAGAUUAGUGUUCAAGGGGCGGAUCGACGUGCCGCAGCUCGGCCAGCGGACGAACGCGGACCAGCUCUGCCGCUCCCUUGUGUUGGACGACGGCGCGGCCGUCGACGCGAUGCCCUCUCUAGAGAUUGUGGCGGACGACGUCAAGUGCACGCACGGCGCGACCGUCGCGGACCUCGACGAGGAGUCCAUCUUCUACCUCGAGAGUCGUGGUCUGGCGCGCGCCGACGCGCGGGCGCUGCUCAUCAAGGCGUUCUGCUUCGAGCUCGUCCAGAAGACGGACGACAUGCUGCCGCGCGGUACCUUGGACCGGCUCGACGCGAAGCUCUCGAGUUCGAGGGCGGCGGAAGAAGAAUCGGCGGGGACGGUACUCGAGCAUCUGCCCUGGUUGACUCGCUUUUCCGUACAGCUAGCUUGA